Seriola dumerili (greater amberjack) is the source of this 6429-nucleotide messenger RNA. RefSeq names its product death associated protein kinase 1 (gene dapk1). Gene Ontology annotation, biological process: protein phosphorylation; intracellular signal transduction; positive regulation of apoptotic process. The record is from RefSeq and is a predicted model, not a curated record. Gene Ontology annotation, molecular function: protein binding; protein serine/threonine kinase activity; ATP binding. NCBI's taxonomy places the organism in Eukaryota, Metazoa, Chordata, Actinopteri, Carangiformes, Carangidae. The coding region runs from base 235 to 4581 and encodes 1448 amino acids. The transcript has 26 exons. Gene Ontology annotation, cellular component: nucleus; cytoplasm.
GUGAGCCAAACCUGGGUCACAGGCUCCCACGAAACGCAUGAAAUCUCGGCUACGUUUGAGAGCGGGACACACACCGGCAUACUCCCUAACAUGAGGAGGAGUGUUGGCUGUAACCCUGCCCAGACCGGAGGCUCCUGGUAGGGAUGGUGCCGCUGUGAAGAGCCGGUGUGCCGCGUCGGUGGACAAGCCUGUGUGGUCGGGGGUAAACGGGAGGAGAGGACGUGCCCGGACAACAUGACUGUUUUCAACCAGGAAAAUGUUGAGGAAUUUUAUGAAAUUGGAGACGAGCUGGGGAGCGGUCAGUUCGCUGUGGUCAGAAGAUGUCGGCAAAGGAGCACAGGUGUGGAGUAUGCCGCCAAAUUCAUCAAGAAGCGGCGCAGCAAAUCGAGUCGACGAGGGGUGACGAGGGAGGACAUAGAGCGCGAAGUGAACAUCCUGAAGGAGAUCCAGCACCCGAACAUCAUCACGCUGCACGAAGUCUUCGAGAACAAGGCGGAGGUCAUCCUGAUCCUGGAGCUAGUGGCUGGCGGUGAGCUCUUCGACUUCCUGGCAGAGAAGGAGUCGCUGAGCGAGGAAGAAGCCACUCAGUUCCUCAAGCAGAUCCUGGAUGGAGUCUUCUACCUGCACUGCAAACAAAUCGCUCACUUUGACCUUAAGCCGGAGAACAUCAUGCUGCUGAACCGCUCUGUGCCUCACCCGCGCAUCAAGAUCAUUGACUUCGGCCUGGCCCACAAGAUCGAUUUUGGCAAUGAUUUUAAAAACAUUUUUGGAACUCCAGAAUUUGUAGCUCCAGAAGUAGUCAACUAUGAACCUUUGGGCCUGGAGGCAGACAUGUGGAGCGUCGGUGUGAUAACCUACAUCCUUUUGAGCGGUGCGUCGCCUUUCCUGGGCGAAAACAAGCAGGAGACGCUGGCCAACGUGUCGGCCGUCGACUACACGUUUGACGAGGACUUCUUCAGCAACACCAGCAUCCUGGCCAAAGACUUCAUAGCGAAGCUCCUUGUCAAAGACCCCAAAAAGAGAAUGACGAUUCAGGACAGCCUCCAGCACCCCUGGAUCAAGCCAAAAGACACUCAACAAGCGCUGAGCAGGAAGGAGUCGGCUGUCAACAUGGAAAAGUUCAAGAAGUUUGCAGCUCGAAGAAAAUGGAAACAAUCCGUCCGACUUAUCUCCUUAUGCAACCGCCUGUCCCGCUCCUUCCUGUCCAGGAGCAACAUGAGCGUGGCACGCAGUGAUGACACUCUGGAUGAGGAAGACUCCUUCGUGAUGAAGGCCAUCAUCCAUGCCAUAAACGACGACAACGUGCCCGGCCUGCAGCAUCUGCUCGGCUCCUUGAACAGUUACGACAUCAACCAGCCCAACAAGCACGGGACUCCGCCCCUCCUGAUCGCAGCCGGCUGUGGCAACAUUCAGAUCAUCGAGGUGCUGAUGAGGAAAGGUGCAGAGAUCAAAGCCCACGACAAGAGUGGAGCCAAUGCCAUCUACUACGCAGCGAGACAUGGCCAUGUCGAGACCCUGAGAUUCCUCCAUGAAAAGAAAUGCCCUCUGGAUGUCCAAGAUAAGUCUGGAGAGACAGCUCUUCAUGUGGCGGCUCGCUAUGGCAACGUGGACGUGGUGAGCUACCUGUGCAGCAUCCGGGCCAACCCAGACCUGUCUGACAGGGAGCAGGAGACCCCGCUGCAUUGCGCUGCCUGGCAUGGAUACUCGGCAGUAGCCCGGGCACUCUGCCAGACAGGCUGCCAUGUGGACGCGAAGAACCGCGAGGGCGAGAGUCCGCUGCUGACAGCAUCUGCUCGGGGCUUUGUGGACAUCGUGGAGUGCCUGGUGGAACACAAGGCCGAUAUGGAAGCGACUGACAAGGACGGCCACACAGCCUUGCACCUGGCCGUACGGAGGUGUCAGGUUGAAGUGGUCCGCUGCCUCCUCAGACACCACUGCCACCUGGACCAGCAGGAUCGCCAUGGCAACACGCCGCUGCACAUCGCGUGUAAGGACGGAAACCUGCCCAUCGUCAUGGCGAUCUGCAGCGCAAAGGCCAGCCUCGACCUCCCCAACAAGUAUGGCAGAACUCCCCUCCACCUGGCUGCUAACAACGGGAGCCUCGAGGUGGUUCGUCACCUCUGCCUGGCCGGAGCCAACAUCGACGCCGUCACCAACGAUGGAAAGACAGCGGAGGAUUUGGCUUCUACUGAUCAACACGAACACAUUGUUUCUUUGCUGGGUAAGCUUAAAAAGGACAACCACAAACUGAGCUACAUCCAGCAGCUGCGGCCCACUCAGACCCUGCAGCCCAGGAUCAAGCUGAAGCUGUUUGGACACUCUGGAGCUGGGAAGAGCACCCUGCUGGAGUCCCUGAAAUGUGGCAUCCUGCGCAGCUUCUUCAGGAGGAGGAGGACACGCAUGACCAACACGGCCCGACACCCCAACUCCCCCAUCAACUCCAAACCUUCCGUGUCAGUGAGUAUUUCCAACUUGUACCCAGGCUGUGAGAACGUGAGCGUGCGGAGUCGCAGCAUGAUGUUUGAACCCAGCCUCACCAAAGGCGUCCUGGAGGUCUUCUCCCCCGUCCACAACGCUCUGUCCGCAGCUGACGACCAGGCCACAAAGGCCAUUGACAUCCAGCACGCCAGCAUCCACGGUGUGGGGGAUUUCAGCGUGUGGGAGUUUUCGGGGAACCCGGUCUAUUAUUGCUCCUACGACUACUUUGCAGCCAACGACGUCACGGCGAUCCAUCUGGUGCUGUUCAGCCUGGAGGAGCCGUACGAGACCCAGCUGGGCCACAUCACCUACUGGCUGAACCUGCUGAAAGCCCUCACCCUGCCCCAGGACAACAUCGCUUUCGGAGGUCGGAUCCAGCAGCCUCUCAUGGUCGUCCUGGUGGCGACUCACGCUGACCUCGCUGACGUCCCCCGAGCUUUCUCUGGAGAGUUCAGCUAUGACAAGGAGAGCGCUCUUCUCAAGGAAGUCAGGAACAGGUUCGGGAACGACCUGCAGGUCAGUGACAAACUGUUUGUGGUGGACGCUGGAGCCUCAAACUCCAAAGACAUGAAGCUGCUGAGGAGUCACCUGCAGGAACUUCGCACCAACAUCAUCUCUAGGUGUAGUCCCAUGAUGCUGUUGUCGGAGCGUUUGCUGACCACGCUGCCGACCUGGAGGAAGCUGAGCGGACCCAACCAGCUAACGUCAUGGCAGCAGUUUGUCAGCGACGUCCAGGAGCACAUCAACCCUCUGGUCAGCCAGGAUCACCUGCGCACACUGGCCCUGCAGCUUCACAGCAUGGGGGAGAUCAACAUCAUGCAGAGCGAGACGGUGCAGGAUGUUGUUCUGCUGGAGCCUCGCUGGCUCUGCAGCAACGUCCUCGGCAAGCUGCUCUCCGUGGAGACGCCCAAGGCCAUCCACCACUACAGGGGGCGCUACAGGCUGGAGGAGGUGCAGGCUCUGGCUCCGGAGAGCGACGUGGACGAGCUGCUGCAGAUUCUAGAUGCCAUGGACGUCUGCGCCCGCGACGCCACCAACCCCUCCAUGGUGGACGUUCCAGCCCUCAUCAAGACAAACGGCCUCCACCGCUCCUGGACCGAAGAGGAGGAGGAGGAGUCGCUGAUCUACGGCGGGGUACGACUUGUCCCUGCCGAGCACCUUACUCCCUUCCCCUGUGGCCUGUUUCACAAACUGCAGGUGAACCUGUGUCGCUGGAGCCACCAGCAGAAGCCAGAGGAGGAGGGCGGGGAGGAUAUCGACGGAGAUAUCCACCUGUGGACCAACGGAGCCAAGGUGAGCCAGGGCGCAGUGGAGGCCAUGAUCCUGCUGGUCAACCACGGCCAGGGGGUGGAGAUUCAGGUGCGUGGACACGACUCAGAGCGGGCCAAGUGCUACACCCUGUUGGACACCAUCUGCAGUAUAACGGAGAACCUACUGGCCUCCACGCUCCCCGGACUGCUCACAGCCAAAUACUACCUGAGUCCUCAGCAGCUGCGGGAACACCACGCCCCCAUCAUGAUCUACCAACCCAAAGAUUUCUUCCGCGCCCAAGUCCAGCGGGAAACUUCCCUCACCAACACCAUGGGUGGCUACCGGGAGAGCUUCAGCAGCAUCCUGUCUUUUGGCUGCGCUGAAGUUUACCAGCAGGGGAUUCUGGGAACAGACAUCCACUUAUCGGACGUCCCCUUGUUGGCUCGCAGGAAGCUCUGCCGCAUGUUGGACCCCCCUGACGCUCUGGGGAAAGACUGGUGCCUGCUGGCCAUGAACCUCGGCCUCACGGACUUGGUGGCCAAACACAGCAACGGGACUCCGAACGGCGCCUCUGAGCUGGACUCAGACCCAGACUCCCAGCAGGCCGUGCUGCAGCCCAGCCCGACGGCAGCGCUGCUGCAGGAGUGGAGCGGGCGAGCAAACGGCACGGUCGGCGUGCUGAUGGCCAAACUGAGGGAGCUCGGCCGUCGAGACGCCGCCGACUUCCUGCUCAAAGCUUCUCCUGUUUUCAGGGUCAACAUGGAGGCAGUGGGAGGGGCCGCCAACGGCUACCCGCCCACCUGCAACGGAGGAACAUCGUACAACUCCAUCAGCUCGGUCAUAUCCCGCUGAACCGAACACGGUCGACUUUCUGUCCUCGCCAGACGUCAGACAGUCGGUCUGAUGGGACAUUUCCCCUGAACAGGGCCGCGACAGACUCGUGUGCGAAUGAACAAGUGCAAUCGUUACCAGAGAGUCCAGCUGCUCGCUCUUCAAUCACUCCAUUAAGUCGGCGUAUGAGCCAGAUGUUGUGUUUGUGCUCUCACCUGUACAGCUGACCUUUCCUUCCACUAUGAAUGUUGUGAAAGAACUAAACGUCCUGAGCUCCAAAGAGGAAUCCUGUGCUUAUAUUCUGUUCUUAAUCUUGUUGUGCUGCUUUUCUAAUAUUCCCUCCUGCUCUACUGUACACGCAAGUCUCACUCCGCUCACAGAUAACAGUCAGAAAGUUGAACUCUCGACACGGAGGAACGGACGUGGUUCAAAAAGAAGGCAGCCUCAUGUUUGGACCUUUUUUCAUAUCCAUCCUUCAGUAAAAACUGAGGACUUUAUUGUAUCAGUGUACAUGAGGAGGCUGUCGUCUUUACUCACUCCAUCCAUCACAACAUACAGUGAAAUCUCCCCCCUCGCUUCUGUUUUACUGGUGUAACAUUUGGCCGUUCAGCGUAGUAUUUAAUAAAUUAACAGCAUUUUUCAGAGUGCCUUUGUGGCCUUCUACCUCCCUAAAGAGCACAAAUAGUCUUGUUAUAAAAACAAAGUAGUUCUUUCUAACAUUUGAAGAACUGUGCCUUGUUGACACGAAUAGUAAAAAUUUCUAUCAAGCAGAAAGAAAAAGAUUAUUAAAGAAAGAACACGAAAAAGAAAAAUGAAAGCUUGGCUCAUUUUACAAAGUUUUGAAAUUUGAAUUUCACUGGCAAAAAAAAACAAAACAAAAAACAAACACACGACUGAAAUCAGAUCGUUAGAUUUUCUGCUGUUUGUUUAAUGUUUGGGAGUCGGUCAGGAGAUGAAUGAGACGUGAUAUUAAAUCAGUGUGGAGUCUGUGUGACGCUCUGUGGAAGCCGUGGGCUCAAAGGGAAACUACUUCAUUCAUUUUUAAUCGGUGUAUUUGUGGGUUUUUUACCGCUGACCUUCUCGUAGUAUUAUCCCUCAUUCAUCCAUCUAACAACACCAAUGAUUUGUUGAUUGAUUUGGUGACGCUUUAUUUUACAGGUUUGUUACUUCCUGAUACUUUCUUUUUCCUGAACUGUGUAAUUACUGGAGAAAUAGUCCCAAAGUGUCUAUUUGACCUGUGAUUAUUAGAUAAACUGGAAGUUACAGACUGGUGAAAUAAAGCAUUACCAUGACUUUUUUGGUGAUUCUUCGUUUUAUAUGUCCCAGAGUUUCUCCAUAAUCUCCAGGGAGUUUUCCCAUAAAGAACAAUGUAAUUUGGUACUAAUUCAGAUAAUUGUCUCAGACUUUUCUCUUGUUAGUGUUUCGACUUGGACUUUUCUCAGUCUCAAGCGACGGUCUCGCUCAUCACAGUCUUUGUUCGCACACUUUUCCCACCUUGUUGCUCUUUGCAGUAGAGAUGCGUCAUUUACAAGAGCAGGUGAUGUUUAAUUUCUAUAGUGUGUCUUUGCCAUUUAACAGGCGAGCGUCAUCAUUUUGAACAUGCAGUUCAUGAGUGGACAGAUGUCGAACUCUUUUUUUAGGCAAAUAGAAGUUUGUUGUCACUGUCACAUUUCAAACUUUUCUAAACUGAGGAAUAGUGGUGAGUUAAAUUACCAUUGACUGUCACAAUGAACAGUAAGAAUAAUUCAAUUUUUCUGUCUUUUGUUCUCUCAGUAUUGACUGAAGUUGUCCUGUUGUGAUGUCACAAAGUUACAGAAGUCCUGACGGCUGGUUUUAAGGCUCGGUUUCUGAAUACAGGCUGUGUGCAUU